Molecule: messenger RNA, 3750 nt
Organism: Sciurus carolinensis (gray squirrel)
Lineage: Eukaryota; Metazoa; Chordata; Mammalia; Rodentia; Sciuridae
Gene: Prdm5
Product: PR/SET domain 5
Exons: 15
Coding region: 375-2174 (599 amino acids)
Biological process (GO): regulation of transcription by RNA polymerase II
Molecular function (GO): RNA polymerase II cis-regulatory region sequence-specific DNA binding; DNA-binding transcription factor activity; protein binding
Source: RefSeq, a predicted model, not a curated record
GCUCCGGCCUGCGGGCCGGCCUGGCUCCGGCUCAGCCUGCUCCGCUCAGCCUGCGGCAGCUCACUGGGCUCCGCACGGGCCUCGGGCCAAUCAGCGCGCGGCGCCAGGCCUGCGUUCCCCGCCCGGCCCGGCCGAGCCCGGCCCUGCACCCGGCCCGCGUCCCCCGCGUCCCCCGAGUACCCCGGCCGCGCAGGGCCGGGCGAGGAGGGGCCGGGCCGCGGGGGAUCCUGGACUCGGCGGGAGGUGGGGAUUCUGGGAGGAAGGCUCCAUUUCCUCCUUCCCCGCCGGCCUCGCCCCGCCACCGCGCACCCCAAAUUUCGACGUGUCGCUUCCAAGGUGCUGGCGCCGCGGCCGCGCGAGGCCCGGCGGGGAGGAUGCUGGGCAUGUACGUGCCGGACAGGUUCUCCCUGAAGUCCUCCCGCGUGCAGGACGGCAUGGGGCUCUACACGGCCCGCAGAGUGAGCAAGGGUGAGAAGUUUGGACCCUUUGCUGGGGAGAAGAGGAUGCCGGAAGACCUGGACGAGAACAUGGACUGCAGACUGAUGUGGGAGGUCCGGGGGAGUAAGGGAGAAGUGCUGUACAUCUUGGAUGCCACCAACCCGCGACAUUCCAACUGGCUUCGCUUCGUGCACGAGGCGCCUUCGCAGGAGCAGAAGAACUUGGCAGCCAUCCAGGAAGGAGAGAACAUCUUCUACUUGGCGGUAGAAGAUAUAGAGACGGACACGGAGCUUCUGAUUGGCUACUUAGACAGCGACCUGGAGGCUGACGAUGAGGAGCAGCCGAUGGUGACCGUGAUCAGAGAAGGGGCAGGGGAGGACUCCAAAGGCCAGUCAACAGCUGGCAGGAAAGAUUCCCUUGGCUGCCCAGAGGACUUUGCCUGCCCGCAGUGUGAGUCCGGCUUCCCCAGUGCGGAGAUUCUUGCUGAGCACCUGCAGACACUGCACCAGAGGCCCACAGAGGAGAAGGAAUUCAAGUGCAAGAAGUGUGGGAAGAAAUUCCCAGUCAAGCAGGCCUUGCAGAGACACUCCGAGCAGCACCAGGAGACGGGCCGUGGCGACGCCAGGUUUGUGUGCAGGGCCAACAGCUGCGGGAAGAGGCUGAAGAGCAAAGACGCCCUGAGAAGACACCAGGAGAACGUCCAUGCUGGAGAUCCUAAGAAAAAGCUUGUGUGUUCGGUGUGCAAUAAAAAGUGUUCUUCUGCGUCCAGCCUGCGGGAACACAGGAAGGUCCACGAGGUUUUUGACUGUCAGGAAUGUGUGAAGAAGUUUGUCUCAGCGAAUCAGCUGAAGCGCCAUCUCAUCACCCACUCAGAAAGACGACCCUAUCAUUGCGAGAUUUGCAACAAGUCUUUCAAGAGGCUUGAUCAGGUGGGCGCCCACAAAGUUAUUCACAGUGAAGACAAGCCCUACAAGUGCAAGCUCUGUGGAAAGGGGUUCGCGCACAGGAACGUCUACAAGAAUCACAAGAAGACCCACUCCGAGGAGAGGCCCUUCCAGUGUGAGGAGUGCAAAGCUUUGUUCCGGACACCCUUUUCCUUGCAGAGACACUUGCUGAUACACAACAGUGAGAGGACUUUCAAGUGUCAUCACUGUGAGGCCACCUUUAAAAGGAAGGACACGUUGAAUGUCCAUGUCCAGGUGGUCCACGAAAGGCACAAGAAGUACAGUUGCGAGCUGUGCAACAAGGCCUUCGUCACGCCGUCAGUGCUCAGAAGCCACAAGAAGACACACACGGGAGAGAAGGAGAAGGUCUGCCCCUAUUGUGGCCAGAAGUUUGCCAGCAGCGGGACACUGAGGGUUCACAUCCGGAGCCACACAGGUGAGCGUCCCUAUCAGUGUCCUUACUGUGAAAAAGGAUUCAGUAAGAACGAUGGACUGAAGAUGCACAUCCGGACGCACACCAGGGAGAAGCCCUACGAGUGCUCGGACUGCAGCAAGGCCUUCAGCCAGAAGCGGGGCCUGGAGGAGCACCGGAGGACGCACACCGGGGAGAAGCCUUUCCAGUGCGACGUUUGUGACUUGGCUUUUAGCUUGAAGAAGAUGCUGAUCCGACACAAGAUGACUCAUAAUCCCAAUCGUCCACUGGCAGAGUGCCAGUUCUGCCACAAGAAGUUCACACGGAACGACUACCUCAAGGUGCACACGGACCACGUCCACGGAGUGGCCGACAGCUAGGCAACUGUGCAGGGAGGCCCUCCAGGAGGCAGCGGGGGCCCCAGCCUUGUCCCCAGGCAGCGUGGCAGAGGCAGCCAGAAGUAGCUUGUGCUCUCGGAGCUCUGAUUCGCUGGCCUUCGGAGUUUGUAGGUGCAUAUGCAAAAUAAAUAAAAAGUCUUAUUUUUUCCAAGAAAUGGUACUGAUGGAGAGGGAAGAAAUCUCUGUAGCCUGCAGAGUACUGCCUGUGCUCUGUCUUACCUGCAAAGAGGAGUCAGGGCAUUCUUGACUCUUUCCAUAAGGAAGAUUAUGAACACACUUCCAACUGUUAGUCCUUUUUACUUUGUUGGUGUUUGUGUGUGUGCAUUCAUGCAUGCACACUGGCAGUACUGGGUAGUGCACUGGGGUUACUAGUUUAGACAGAAUCAAGGUUCCCCGUUCUUUCUUUGCAGACAGGAGGAGGACCAGGUGUUUUCCAAGUCUCCAGAAUGAUGGCAGAUAGAUACUUGUUCUUUUAAGAAACAGAACAAGAGUCUAUCUUAUUUAACAGCUUCACACAGCAAAUGAGUUUGAAAUAAAGAGCAAUUUGAUAACUAAAGCCUCUAUUAAAACAUCACUCAUUUUAGAAAAUUCUCAGGUGACAUUUCCACUCAUCAUUCAGGCACAGAAAUUCAUGGUCUGAAUAAUUUUAUAAUAAUAUUUUUGCAAAAGUAGCCAUAAACUUUAAAUAUUGAUCAGACUGCCCCUCCUGAACUUACACUGGUUGUCUUUAGAGGUUAGCAACAUAUGAGUCCACAUAACAGAAGCAGGCAGGGCUGGGCUCUGCAGUGAGGUGGCCUGCAGCUGGUGGUGGUGCACAACCCUCUCCCUCUCACCCUGAGCACAGCACAGACGCCUGCAGGCCCAGCAGUCCUCAGCACAGAUUCACUUUGCAAAAGACAUUUUCCAGAUUUCUGCAAGCAGGUGACUCUGAAACACUUUUAAGUCAUCUUCUAUCACUUACAUAAUUAGGAGUCCAGAAUAAAAAGUGCUGGCCUAGCAGGUGUUAUGACCGGGUUGUGGCUGAUGUGUGCGGGAAAUCCAGCAGAAGCGCGGCGGCUCCCGCCAAGCUACCCCAGGCAAACACUGGACGCAGUGAGUCUGAACAGCUCACCUAGGAGAUGGCAUGGGGCAGCCUUACGGUGACGCCGGAGUAACCUGGAGGAACCCCUGACCCGAGGAAACCGAGAUGAGGCCCACACCAGGAGCAUCUCGUUGGACCACUGUAAAGAGAGGAGGUGCGGUUUAUUUUAAGGGCGUUACACAGUUGUGAUGGGUUCAGGCUGUCAGCAGGCACAGGUCUGAACUUUGGGAAUCUGUCUAGAAUUAUCUUCAUGCCAUUUCAGUUUUAAAAAGAAACAAAAAUUCAAUACAGACAUUUAAAAACUGUAAAAUAUUAAAUGUGAAAUUCAUCAGUGAUAGCUUUUAAAAACAUGAAUCUUUGGAUUAUAAUUUAGAAUACAUUUAAUUAUGGUUAUAUGGAGUACUUUAAUCCAAAAUUACAGACUGUAUUUUGUAAAAAUAAACCUGCCCUGUUUCUCGCUCUGCCCUUCAUCUCCCU